AUGUCACUCUACGAUGAUGAAAUACUUGAACCAACGAAAGACGGUGGUACAAAAGUUGGAGCUUGGUCUGAUUCAAUUAAAUUACUUCAAGGGCCUAUUCAUGCUAAAAAAUUUCAUCAACAACAGCAACAACUUAAAAAAGAUCUAACAAAAACUGUAGUUGGACCUGUAGCUGAUCUACGUAAAAAACGAGCACCGCCAUUACCAAGGCAUACAAAUGCUGAAGUUACAUUUAAUAGUAUUACUGGAAAGAUGGAACUACGUGAUAGCGCUUCUCAACUACAAGAUACAAAUGGACCAUCACCUUCAGUCACAGCAUUAAUUCAAAAUAUAACAUCAAAUAUAUCUGUAUUUGGUUAUACAGAUGAAUAUGAUCCAUUGAGACCAAAUGAUUAUGAAAAAAUAAAAGAACAACGUAAACGUGAACAAACUCGACGUGAUCGUGAUUUAGAGCGUCAACGUCGUAAUGAUGAUGAACCAAAAGGAUUAUAUGACGAAGAUUAUGAAACUGAUGAUAAGGAUGAUUAUAAUCGAGAAUCAAAUGAUCGAGUAACACGAAAAGGAAAUGUUUUUGCACCGCCUUCAUCAUUAAUUGAAGAAGAUAAACGAGCUAGCAGUAGUACCCAAAAUGAAUCAGAUACAAAAGAUGAUUAUGCAUCAUUACCAGUAUGGAAUUCAGAUGAACCUAUUGAAGAUAUGGACACUGAAAGUUCAGGACCAAAUCUUAGUUUUGGAUCAACCAAAGGUGCUGCUGCUGUUGCUAAAAUGAUGGCAAAAAUGGGUUAUCGAGAAGGUCAAGGUCUUGGUAAAUCUCAGCAAGGUAUGAGUUCAGCAUUAAUUGUUGAGAAAACUAGUAAACGUGGUGGAAAAAUUCUACAUGAAAAAGAAUUAUCAUCGAAAGAUUCAAUUUUAUUUCCACCACCAUUAAUACCACCACCUCCUCCUCCUCUUUCUCUGCCAAUGAUGGUAUCUCCGUCUGUUAUGGCCCCGAAAGGUGAUUCCGGUAUAAAUAUAGCUGUUGAAUUAAAAGGAGCAACAAAAGUCAUCUUACUGAAAAAUAUGGUUGGGCCUGGUGAAGUUGAUGAUUUACUUGAUAGUGAAACAAAAGAAGAAUGUCAAAAAUAUGGUGAAGUCGAAAAAUGUCUAAUCUAUGAAAUUCCUGAUGUACCCGAAGAUGAAGCUGUUCGAAUAUUUGUUGAAUUUAAACGAGUUGAAUCUGCUAUUAAAGCUGUUGUCGAUAUGAACGGAAGAUACUUUGGUGGACGUGUUGUCAAAGCAAAAUUCUACAAUGUAGACAAAUUUCGUCGAUUUGAUUUGGCUGAUGAUUCUUGA
This is a messenger RNA of Rotaria socialis, 1332 nucleotides long. The record is from the annotation of a GenBank genome assembly. Lineage: Eukaryota; Metazoa; Rotifera; Eurotatoria; Philodinida; Philodinidae.